UCAUCAUUAUUCGUACUAUCUCAAUUCCCCUGCACCCACCUUAUCAAGAAAGAAAGAAGAUGGCCGAGCUUGCAUUUGCGUUGGCAGCCAAACUCAUUGAAAGGCUCAUCUCCAUUGCUUCUGAGGAGAUUUGCUUGGCGUGGGGCGUUAAAGCGGAUCUACAAAGGCUUGGACGCACCAUGUCCACCAUUAGAGAUGUGCUCUUGGAUGCCGAAGAGAAGCAGGAACAUAAUAAGCAGCUACGCAGUUGGCUACAACAACUUAAUGAUGUGUUCCUUGAUGCAGAGGAUCUGUUGGAUGAGUUUGAGUGUGAAGCUUUGCGAAGACAAGUGGUUCGUGGAAGUGGCACAACUAGAAAGGUACGCCAUUUCUUUUCCCGAUCUAAUCCAGUUGCAUUCCGCUUGCGAGUAGGUCAUGAAAUUAAGGACAUAAGAGAGCGGUUACAUGAACUUAAAGGUGAUAAGAAUUUUGCUGAUCUUCGCACUGUUCAUCAUCACCCUCAUCUCGGUGACCAUGUGAGGGAGAACAGGAAUACAACCCACUCAUUUGUCCGUGCUUCGGAGGUUAUUGGUAGAGAAACAGAAAAAAAUAAAAUUGUUGAUCUUCUAAUGGUACAAGGCGAGGAUCAUCAAGGUGGGGAUAAUAGGAAUAUGUCUAUUAUUCCUAUAGUGGGAUUAGGAGGUUUAGGGAAGACCACACUUGCCAAGUUGGUGUACAAUGAUGAGAAAGUCGUUGGGAGUUUUGAAUUAAGAAUGUGGCAGUAUGUGUCAGUGGACUUUGAUGCUACUAGAUUGACAAAAGAGAUCCUUGGCUCUGCAUUACGUACACAGAUCAGUGAAGGGUUGUCUCUGGAUCAGUUGCAAGCACAACUACUAGGUACAAAGAUCAGUGAAGGGUUGUCUCUGGAUCAGUUGCAAGCACAACUACGAGACGCUUUAAAGGAUAAGAAAUUUCUACUUGUCUUGGAUGAUGUAUGGAAUGAAGAUCGUAUCAAAUGGAGCAAGUUGAGAGAUUUGUUGAUAGAGGGGGCCAAGGUGGGAACUAAGAUUUUGGUGACGACACGGAAUAUCUCAGUUGCUUCAAUCAUGGGGGCGGUUGGAAACAUAAAUUUGGACGUUCUCUCUUUUGAGGAUUGUUUGUCUUUGUUUGUAAAGUGUGCAUUUAAAGAAGGACAAGAAAGGCAGCAUCCAAGCCUCUAUGAAAUGGGAAAAGAUAUUGUAAGAAAGUGCGGAGGGGUUCCCUUAGCUGUGAAAACCUUAGGGAGUCAACUUUACUCAAAGACUGAUGAGCGUCAAUGGAAAUUGAUUAGAGAUUCUGAGAUAUGGGAAUUAGAACGAGAUGGAGCUGGUCACAUUCUACCUGCUUUGAGACUGAGUUAUAAUCAAUUGCCAUCUCACUUGAAGCAAUGCCUUGUUUGCUGUUCAAUUCUUCCAACGAAUUACAUUAGAUUUUAUAGCGGCCAAUUGAUCAAUCAUUGGAUGGCACAUGGAAUCCUUGAAUCUCGUGAUCAUGGGAAUAUGGAGUGGGAAGAUGUUGGUGAGUUAUAUUUCAAAGAGUUAUGGGAGAGAUCUUUCUUUCAAAAUGUUAAAGAUUACACUUUCGGCUAUGGGUUUGAUAUGCAUGAUCUCAUCAAGGACCUUGUCCGAUCAGUCGUACAAGGUGAGAGUUUGGUUGUAGACUCUACAGGGACCAAAGGCAUCUCUGAAAAUGUUAGAUAUCUAACAAUUAUGAAAAGUGGCCAAAAUGUUUCAACAACCUUGCAAAAGUUGAAUAAAGUGCGGACUAUAUCAGUAGAGAGUUGUGAAAAUAUUGAUCAAUCCUUCCUCAGCACUUGCAUAUCAAGAUUCAAAUAUCUGCGACUGCUUAAGUUAACCAAUGCAUCUUGGGAAUUGUUGCCCAGUUCCAUUGUUUCUUUGAAGCAUUUGAGAAGCCUAGACUUGACUGCAAAUGAAAGAAUCACCGCACUACCCAAUUCAAUUUGUAAGCUGCAGAGCUUGCAAUCUCUGAAUCUCUUUGGAUGCGUGAAUCUUGAAGAGUUCCCUAGAGACAUGAGAAACUUGAUCAGCCUCAGAUGGCUUGAAUUAACCACAAAACAAUCAAGGUUUCCAGAGAAUGGAGUGGGAAGCUUGACAUCACUUCGAUUUCUUUCUAUUUGGGAGUGCAGUAAUCUAAUGUGUUUGCCGCGUGAUACGAGCUAUCUUGCGUCAUUACGCACUCUGAUCAUAGGCAAUUGCAAACAACUUGAUUUGGUGAUGGAAAACUAUCAGGUAAUUCCACUAAGGCUCCAAAAGUUGGGGAUUAUAGGAGUACCACGAAUGGUGGCAUUGCCUGAAUGGUUUCAAGGAGCCACAAACACACUACAAGUCUUGGUUAUAGAAGAUUGUGAGAACUUGGAGGCAUUACCUGGGUGGCUGACGAGUUUCACAUCGCUUCGCAGGCUUAUCCUCAACUCAUGUCCCAAACUGUUGUCUUUGCCAGAGGAGAUGCAUCGCCUCACUGCCUUAACAGAUGUUUGGAUUGUAGAUUGCCAUGAUUUGGAGAGGAGAUGUCAGCGCAACACAGGAGAAGAUUGGCCAAAGAUUUCUCAUGUUCCAAAUGUUUAUUUUGAAUAGAAUCAUGGGCGCCGUCUUUAAUGCCGGCAGCCUCUCAGUGUCUCUGUUUGUGCUUUUCUUGUGUUUGAGCUGCUUGUAUUUUGUACCAGCCAAUG
Molecule: messenger RNA, 2707 nt
Organism: Pyrus x bretschneideri (Chinese white pear)
Lineage: Eukaryota; Viridiplantae; Streptophyta; Magnoliopsida; Rosales; Rosaceae
Product: putative disease resistance protein RGA1
Exons: 2
Coding region: 60-2612 (850 amino acids)
Biological process (GO): defense response to other organism
Molecular function (GO): ADP binding
Source: RefSeq, a predicted model, not a curated record